CCCCGGACAAGGCGGCCCAACGCCCCUUCCUGGGCGGGAACGGACCGAGGCGCUCUUAGGAGGGCGGCGGCGGCCGGGGCGCAGCGCCAUGAACCGGCUGGGGCUUUUGGGACUGCUCUGCGCGGCGCUGCUGGGCUGCUGGGAGCCUGGUGAUGCCUUGACGUGCUUUGAUAAGCAGUAUAUAUACAAGGGCAGAUGCUGCAACCGGUGUCGGCCAGGGGAAAAACUGAUCUCUGAGUGCAGUGAAACAGAAGAUUCUGUCUGUGCCCCCUGUGAGAGCGGGCACUAUCAGCCAAGCUGGACCAAGGAGAAGCAGUGUCCUCCUCAUGAAAUCUGUGAAGGCAAUGCCGGCCUCAUUGAGAAGGUGAAAGGAAAUGCAACACACAACACGGUGUGCCAGUGUCGGGCUGGCACACACUGCUCUGACAUCAGCUGCCAGACCUGCAUGGAGAACCAGCCUUGCCAGCUUGGCUCUGGCUUUGUGGCAGCAAAGGCCAUGGACCGGAUGUCAUCCCCCUGUGAACCCUGUGCAGAAGGCACCUUCUCCAAUGUCUCUUCUAAAACUGAGCCGUGCCACCCCUGGACCAGUUGUGAGGAAAAGGGGCUGGUGGUGAAGGUGAAAGGGACGAACUCCUCGGAUGUGAUCUGUGAGUCGACCAGGCGCUCCUCACUGUCAGUGCUGAUCCCCAUCACAGCUGCAGUUGUCACGUGCCUCGUGGGUGUCUGCAUCUACUGCCUGGUGCACACAGAUUCCAGGCGACGAGUGCCAAAGGAGAUAGAGGCUGGGGAGCCCGGAGAGAACCCAGAUACCCAGCAGCCCAUGGAGCAGGAUGAGAAUGUCUUGCCUGUGCAGGAGACCCUACUCAGAGGCCAGCCUGUGGCCCAGGAGGAUGGCAAGGAGAGCCGCAUCUCGGAGCAGGAGAUGCUGUGAAGGCGCAGGGGACUGGCCCCGACAGGAGCACAGACUGGACAGCACCAUCUCCUCUGUCCCCUCUCCAGCUGGGGAGGAAAUCUGGCAUCUGGCCUGGCUGCAAAUGAUGGGAUGCUGCAAUGGACCAUGGCACGACCACCCCACGGGAAUACCACUACAACUCCUGGUCUGGUCACCUGCACAGGGCUGCCCUGGUGGAGCAAGGCUUGGCUGCCCCCAUAGGGACAUGGAACAGAGCCCCAUCCUGCUUCCUGCCCAGGUGACCUGGGUGGCUGCUCACCUGCUGAGCCCUUGCAGAGCCCAGUGCAGCCCCUGGCCACAGCGGAGUGACCAUACUGACAGGAAGACCCCAGCACAGAGCCCCGUUUCCCUGAGUGCUGGAGAAGCCAGGGCUGGGAAAGGGGGCUGUGAGAUCACCACGGCAGAGCUCAGUCCUCUGUCUGGGGUGCUGUGGAAGCGCUGCCCAUGCUGGAGCAGAGCCCGCUGCCAUCCGGACAGGGCACCCGGCCCUUGCGUGCCGCCCGGCGCUGCCGGGCUCCGUGGGACCAAGAAAGGCAGGACCGGCGAGCCCUGGGCCGGGGAUGGCGGCGGCGGGGCCGGAGCGCAGACACCGACGUGCGGCGGCCGGGAGAUGGUGCUGCGGGACCGGCACGGGCUGCGCGGGGCGGCACCGGCACCGCCCGACCCCGCCCCGUCCCGCGUACGCCCCGGGUGGCCUCGGGGGGCUCUGGCCUCGGGGUUGCCCAGCGCGGAGCCCCUCCCGCGACUCCCCCGCGCACCCGCCCGUCUGUGCGGGAGCGGUCGCGCUCCGUCACUUCCACCCACUGCUGGCGAAAGCGUGUGAUUAAAGGUGAUUAUCUGCCCCUGUGCCUGA
This is a messenger RNA of Haemorhous mexicanus (house finch), 1805 nucleotides long. It is a transcript of the gene CD40, whose product is annotated as CD40 molecule. The record is from RefSeq and is a predicted model, not a curated record. NCBI's taxonomy places the organism in Eukaryota, Metazoa, Chordata, Aves, Passeriformes, Fringillidae. Gene Ontology annotation, molecular function: signaling receptor activity; protein binding; antigen binding. The coding region runs from base 89 to 931 and encodes 280 amino acids. Gene Ontology annotation, cellular component: external side of plasma membrane; CD40 receptor complex. Gene Ontology annotation, biological process: immune response-regulating cell surface receptor signaling pathway; positive regulation of angiogenesis; cellular response to interleukin-1. The transcript has 9 exons.